Eutrema salsugineum is the source of this 498-nucleotide messenger RNA. Its product is annotated as protein JAZ13. Lineage: Eukaryota; Viridiplantae; Streptophyta; Magnoliopsida; Brassicales; Brassicaceae. The record is from RefSeq and is a predicted model, not a curated record. The transcript is spliced from 3 exons. Bases 34 to 411 code for a protein of 125 amino acids.
GACCAAAGAAAGAAUCUUAACGAAGAGAGGAACAUGAAGAAUUGCAGCUUAGAUCUCUGCCUAUCUCCGAUGACCUCUUCGCUUCAGUCUUGUCGUAGAGACUCUACGAUUAAUGAAUCUUCAGCGACAAGAUCUAAGGAGAUGAAUGCAUUCUAUAAUGGUAAACUACGAGAGUAUGAUCACGUAGAGAUCCAGAUAAGGGCAAUAAUAGAGAUGGCGAGCAAGGAGCGGGAAGUAACGGCGUUAGAGUUAGCGCCGGUGAGCUUGGGAUCGCCGUUAAGGUCUUCGUUGAAGAGAUCGGUGAAGAGGUUUUUGGAGAAGAGGAAGAACAAGAGAAGCAAAUUUGUUACACCUCACAUUUACACUUCCACAUCCACCUCUUCCUCUUCUUCCCACAGUUUCUACACCUGAUUUUAAUCUAUUUUUUGUUGGAUCGUUUUUUUCCCUUUAAUUAUCUACCAAAAACCAAAAAGUGAAUGUUUUUUUUUUUUUUAAUAU